This is a messenger RNA of Chara braunii, 5082 nucleotides long. Lineage: Eukaryota; Viridiplantae; Streptophyta; Charophyceae; Charales; Characeae. The record is from the annotation of a GenBank genome assembly.
CCUGGUCGGCACUGCCCAGAAAGGAAUAGGCAGGCGGAGCAGAGUCGAGCUGUGUGCGAACGGGCGUGCGGAAGUGUCGUUUCUCUCUUUCUCUCUCUCUCUCUCUCUCUCUCUCUCUCUCUCUCUGUGUGUGUGUGUGUGUGUGUGUGUGUGUGUGUGUGUACCUGCGGUGUUGUGCCGGAAGAUGUGGAGAGUUCCAUCCACCCUCGGCCCAGAAAGGAAAUAGGGUGAAAACUGAUUAGACCGGGGCCGGGAAGGGAGGUGAGGUUGGGGUCAAGAGCGAAAGGGAAAAGGGAAGCCUGUAAUUUUUUCCCAGAUCUGCAUACAUAGGUAGUUAGACAGAAUGGCCACUCUGCGCGCAGUUACUGUUCAUCUUACGGGUGCCACGCGGCCUCCUUGGGCGAAGCACAGGAUUGACUCCGCCGCCGCAUCGGGACCACCACAUUUGCUCCCAACCUCUUCUUCUGGCAAUUUGCUCCCAACCUCUUCUUGUGCCACGUGGCAUGCCGUGCGCGGCAUUUUCCAUGGCGCCUGUUUCAUCCCGACUGUCCAUCGUGCGGCUGCUGUCGGAUUGUUCUCGCAGCCAUCUUGCCGCCGCCGGCGGAGCUACUCUGCCCCGCCGUCGCCCCCUCCGCUGUUCAAGACCAGCGCGCCGAUGAUCCGAAUGUCGGUAUCCGGAGCUCGGCGCUUUGCACCGGCCGUCGUUUCCUGCCGCCGUCGCGAUCCCGGCGUGUGGUCCCCACCAUCUCUCCCCCGCGCGGGCCAGUUAUCCAUCAGGGAUAUCUCUUGCAUUCGAUCCAGGUACCUCACAGGUCCGCGGGAGGACUAUGACGGGGCCGCAGAGCGGCAGCCCCAGAUCAGCGCUUGCCCCCCUCCCGGCGCGAACAGCGGUCGCUGUGCGCCAGGAGGCUAUGGCGGUCGCCGCCGUCACGAGGAUGCGACGCGGGAAUCGUGGAUUUGCCAGUGUGGUGCGCGGGAAGGAAAUCGCGGGAGAUCUGAGAACCGAGCGGAAGCAAGGCAUCCCGUUAUUUCUGGUGGUGGUGCUGACGUGUCCCGUGCUCGACGGCCGUCGUCCGUUGCAUCAGCAUACCGAGUUUUGUGUACGGGAUUGCGACCUUGGAGCCGCCGGCAGCGAGUUCAUUGGUGGUCUGGAAGGGAUGCUGCGUGUCUUCUGGCGGCGGGUAAGAGGAGGGAAAAUCGAGAGGGUGGAGGUGGGGGUUGGGUUUGGAUACGUCACAGCAGGGGGCAGUUUCUUGGCCAUGAAAGAGAAGGUCGAUAUGCUAUUGCAUGUCGUCGAGCGUUGGCAAUGAGCCACGUGCCCUCCGCCUCCUCCUCCUCCUCCUCCGCCUUCUCCUCCUCCGCCGCCUUCUCGCUGGAUGCGGCUUCAUCACAGUGCCUGCAAUCGCGCGGUCACGGCGGCAAGUUGGUUCUCGGGAUCGAGACCAGUUGCGACGAGACUGGCGCAGCUGUUGUGUCCACGGACGGGGAGAUCCUCAGCGAAGCCUUGGCCUCUCAGGCCGAGCUCCAUGCUCAGUGGGGAGGGGUAGUCCCAAAGCUAGCGGAAGGAGCCCAUGAGGACGCGAUCGACGCCGUUGUCCAGCGCGCGUUGACUACGAAAGGGGGCCGGAGGAUAGAUCCGUCUGACCUGGCAGCUGUUGCGGUUACCAUCGGUCCUGGUCUAAGUCUUUGCCUGAAAGUUGGUAUACGGAAGGCGAGGGCAUUAGCGAGAGAGCACAAUCUGCCUGUCAUCCCUGUCCAUCACAUGGAGGCCCAUGGGCUAGUGGCCAGGCUCUGCGAGCGGGAUCUGGACUUCCCAUUCCUCACCCUCCUCAUCUCGGGGGGUCAUAACCUGCUGCUGGUGGCCCACGGAGUGGGCCAUUAUACCCAACUUGGUACAAGUCUGGACGAUGCCAUCGGAGAGGCUUACGACAAAACGGCCAGGCUUCUGGGAUUGGAACUUGGGAGGGGUGGGGGACCGGCUCUGGAGGAGCUGGCCCGGGAAGGAGAUCCCUUUAGCUUCAAUUUCUCGGUCCCGAUGCGGAAAUUCAAAAACUGCAACUUCUCUUAUGCAGGUCUGAAGACGGCGGUGCGCUUGGCCAUAGAUGCAGCGUGCCCGGGCGCGGAGACCAGGCCGGUCUCCGCCGCCACUGCUGCGGAGCGCAAGAUCCGCGCCGACAUUGCUGCCUCGUUCCAGAGAGUCGCAGUUUUGCAUCUCGAGGAGAGAACGCGGAGGGCGAUCCAGUGGGCGCGAAACAUCGACCCUGCGGUUGAUUGUUUGGUGGUUGCUGGGGGCGUGGCUGCCAAUCAAGUGGUAAGGCAUCGGUUGGAAGGUGUGGUGACAGAGGAGAGCUCCAACAAGGAAGCAGUAGGUGGUGGGGUGAUGCGCAUAGCAUUCCCUCCUCCUAGACUAUGUACCGACAAUGGAGUUAUGGUUGCCUGGGCGGGAGUGGAGCGCUAUCGCCUGGGAUUGAUGGACCCGCCUCCACCGUCGAUCGAAGCGACGGCCGAGGACGAGCAUUUGGAUAUACGGCCAAGAUGGCCUCUUGGAGAGGGGCUCGCCCAAGGAACUCAGAACGUCAAAUCUAUGAAACAAGUGCGGAACUACACAUCGCUGACAGCGCUGUCGAAAGCUGCAGGGUCCCAAUCAUUACCUGGGAAACAAGCUCGGCCAAGCGGUGAACCAUAUGUGUUGUGUCAAGCUCAUGUGCAAAGAGGGUGUUCGAGGGGGGUCAAGCUCAUGUGGAAAGAGGGUGUUCAAGGGGUCAAGCUCAUGUGGAAAGAGGGUGUUCAAGGGGUCAAGCUCAUGUGGAAAGAGGGUGUNGGGGUCAAGCUCAUGUGGAAAGAGGGUGUUCAAGGGGUCAAGCUCAUGUGGAAAGAGGGUGUUCAAGGGGUCAAGCUCAUGUGGAAAGAGGGUGUCACAAAUGAUUGUGCGCGAUGAGGCCCACAAAUCUUUCACCUUGUGAGGAUUUCUGUCUCCUCCGCAGGUGACCGACCGCAGGCAGGCAGGUCCUCAGUCAUGUCGGCCGCUUUGGCAGUGGUAGCCACGCUUUCCUCCUCUAUUGCUUCCUCUCAUUGCUUGGAGCUGGACACUGACUUGAUGACAUCAACAGCUUGUUGUUCUCGCAUCCCGUGCGAGUCUGGUUUUGUCACUCACUGGAGGCCGAAGAAGAGGCAUUCGGCCUCCUCUGUCUCAUGUGCUUCUUCUUUCUGCUUCGCAGGCCGAAGGCUUUGCAGCGAUAGUUGGACGAGAGUAGGGCAGUGUCCUCCCUGCUGCACCGGAGUUGGGACCCGAGUGAACUCAGACAGGCUUUGCAGCCAGUUGUCCCCCUCGGGUGGGCGUAUCGGAGGCAAGGUGGUGUCUCGGGCCUCGAGCGAUGUUGCGCAAGUCAUGGACAACACUUCUCCUUUCACUUCAGAGGUGGAUCCCACAACCAUCGUUAACGUAGACUUAGGAGACCGUAGCUAUCCCAUCUAUAUUGGCUCUGGGUUGCUGAACCGCGGCGAUUUGCUGCGGAGACAUGUCAAGGGUAAGCAGGUUUUGAUAGUCACGAACGACACAGUGGCGCCUAUUUAUCUUGACUGGGUCACUGAAUCCCUUGUGAAUGGCGCAGAAGAACCGAUCAUGGUGGAAAGUGUUGUUCUUCCCGACGGCGAGGCAUACAAAUCUCUUGAUGUGUUAAUGAAUGUGUUCGACAAAGCCAUUGAAUGCAGGCUGGAUCGCCGUUGCACACUCAUUGCACUUGGUGGUGGGGUAAUUGGUGACAUGUGCGGAUUUGCCGCGGGUGUGUAUCUCCGUGGCGUCAACUUCAUUCAAAUUCCCACCACAUUGAUGGCCCAGGUAGAUUCGUCCGUCGGCGGCAAAACGGGGGUGAAUCAUCCACUUGCUAAGAACAUGAUAGGGGUCUUUUACCAGCCUCAGUGUGUGCUUAUUGACACCGACACCCUCAGCACACUCCCAGAGAGAGAACUUGCUUCUGGCGUGUCCGAAAUCGUGAAGUACGGGCUCAUUCGUGAUGCAGAAUUCUUUCAGUGGCAGGAGGCAAACAUGGACAAGUUGCUCGCAAGAGAUCCUCUGGCCCUCGCCCAUGCGAUUAAGCGAUCCUGCGAAAUAAAGGCAGAAAUCGUUGAGCUGGAUGAGAGAGAGGGUGGGCUGCGAGCUAUCCUCAACCUCGGUCACACGUUCGGUCACGCCAUUGAAGCCGGACUAGGCUAUGGGGCUUGGCUUCAUGGCGAGGCUGUUGCCGCGGGGAUGGCUAUGGCUGCAGACAUGUCGUAUCGCCUCGGCUGGAUUGAGAAGGAGCUUGUCGAGCGAUCUGUGGCUCUGCUUGACCAGGCAAACUUGCCAACGGCCCCCCCGAAGGAGAUGAUCGUCGAGAAAUUUAAGUCGAUCAUGGCAGUGGACAAGAAGGUCGCCGAUGGCCAGCUCAGGUUGAUUCUGUUGAAGGGCCCUCUAGGUAGUUGUGUAUUCACCGGAGAUUUUGACAGCUCAAAGCUGGAUGAGACUUUGGAGUAUUUCUGUGCGAAGUCGCAAUGAUGCUCUGUGCGUCGAGGAGAGCACACAAAUAAAGGAGAUGUGAACCCGGUGGGGGUUUCACUGUUGUUGUGCUCCUGCUGAUAUACCCCCUUUGGGGACUUGGUUUUCACGGGGGGGUCCAAUGUGGGAUGGGACUGCUUCAUGCUUCGCUAACGUAACGUAAGGUCCCAAGCAAGAACCACAGCCUUAUACUGGAGGGUCACAUAAUACUGCUGUACAAGGCUACAAGUGGCUUGACCCGACCCAUAACUGUUAAUUCGUCGAUCUUUCAAUUACCAAGUUCCAUGCUUUAUGUGGUUGGUAGGAUCGGUAACAGCGUUCGCUGAUGCAGAAGUCUUCCUCUUCUUCUUCUUCUUCUUCUUCCUUUUUUUUUUUUUUUUUUUUUUUUUUUUUUUUCGGAUUCAACCACCGCUACCUUUCCCAUAUGUCAGCCGCGGGCAUCUAGUAGCCUACUCCUGAAAAAUAGCUGCCACGCCGCCGUCGAUAUGUUUCAUCGACGGCGCAUGGCGGCCGAAUUUGAAUUUGAGGCCCGCGGCCCCACAUAUGAG